This is a messenger RNA of Paramuricea clavata, 327 nucleotides long. The record is from the annotation of a GenBank genome assembly. NCBI's taxonomy places the organism in Eukaryota, Metazoa, Cnidaria, Anthozoa, Malacalcyonacea, Plexauridae.
AUGGAGCACACUGCUCAAAUGGCGAAUAUUAUAAACAGAGCACGGAUUAAACAGCGCUCUCUUGUCAUCACUCUCCUUGACCUUAAGAAUGCUUUUGGUGAAGUUCAUGACAACUUAAUUCAAUCUACACUUGAAUAUCAUCAUAUUCCUGACAACAUCAAAAAUGUUAUCAAAAGUUUAUAUACUGAUUUUAAAACUUCCGUGAUAACUUCUGAAUUCCGCACUCCGUUCAUAACUGUUGGCCGUGGUGUGCUACAAGGCAAUUGUCUUAGGUUCUCUGCUGUUGAACAUUUGCUUGAAUACUUUCAUUCAGCACAUAAAAGCUGA